CAGACGGCGGCGCAAUACGGCGCGCGCGGUCCACACUGCAGUGGUGUCCGACCACACCGCGACGCGUAGCGCAAACACUAUAAACUGCGUAUUUAUAUGUCGUCGUCCGACCGCACGGGGACAGCGGGAGACGCGGCCGCGCCGCCGCCGUACGAGGUGGCCGAGUCGCCGGAACUGGGCCGUCACUGGGUGGCCGUCCGGGACAUCGCGGCCGGCGAGGUGGUGCUCGAGGAACGGCCGCUGGUCGUCGGCCCCAAGGCCGGAUCGCCGCCCGUCUGCCUGACGUGUUACGCGCCCGACGCCGGUUACAGGUGUUCGGCGUGCGGGUGGCCGGUGUGCGGGCCGCGGUGCCAGGCCGCGCCCGUGCACCGGGACGCCGAGUGCCCGCUCAUCGGCGGCCAUUACGACGGCCGCCGGUCGGCCGCGUACUGCUUCGUGACGCCGCUCCGGUGUAUGCUGCUUAUGCACCAGCCGGACGGCCGCCGGGCAGCGGAAUUCCGGUCGUUACAGUCGCACCUGGACGACAGGCUGGACACGCCGCUGUACCGGGCGUACGCGGUCAACGUGGCCGCUUUCGUGCUGGACCGGCUGGGCCUGCGGUCCGCGGGCUACGCUCACGACCACCGGUCCGCCCUCGAAGCGGCCGCCGUGCUGGACACAAACGCGUUCGAGGUGCGUCGACCGGGUGGCCGGAAGUUCCGGGCGGUGUACGCGCGCGCGUCCUUGAUGGCCCACUGUUGUACGCCAAACACCAAACACGUGUUCGUCGGCGACGCGGCCGACGGUCAGCCGACCAUCCGCGUGGUGGCCACGGUGCCCAUAGCUCGCGGCCGCUCCGUCACGGCCACGUACACGCAGACGCUGUGGAGCACGCGCGACAGGCGCCGGCACCUGUCGGCCGCUAAGUGUUUCGAGUGCACGUGCGCGCGGUGCACCGACCCCGAGGAACUGGGCACGCACAUGGGCUCGGCGGCGUGUGGCGGCCAGUGCCCGGGCGGUAGGGCCACGGCCGCUGGCCGGUGGCUAUGUGCGACUUGUGGACGACCCGCCGCCGACCCCGAGGCGGUUCAGGCGGUCCACGCCGUCGGAGAGCUUUCCAAGACUCGCGAUUGCGCCGGUUUCGAACAGUUCUUGGAACGGGUCCGCGGCGGAACGAUGCCGCCGCUGCACGACAACCACCACGUCGCGGUGGGAGUCAAGUACGCGCUGGCCCAGUUGUACGGUGACCGAAUUUCGGAUUUGACAGCGAAACAACUGGGAAACAAUACGGAUAUAUGCGAACAACUGUUGCGACUGGCCGACGUCCUGGAACCGGGAAUCACGCGAUUCCGGGGACUUCUGCUCUACUAUCUGGUUCGCGGUCUCAAACAGCUAAAGCGGAUGAAACAUAGACGGAACUACGACGAGAUGAUCAAGAAUUAUGCCAGAGAAGCGGUGCUCAUUUUGAAAACCGAACCCGAUUUGAUACAUUUGGUUGAACAGUUACAAUGACGACGAAUGCCUUAAAAUGUUUAUACUUUGGUCGCCGCCAAGUGUAAACGCCGUAGUACAUUAUUAUAAUAGCAGUGUUCCAUUUACGUUAUGCAUAUAAUCGAUAGCACUUUUUUUUUUUUUUUAUCGCUAUUGUC
Rhopalosiphum maidis (corn leaf aphid) is the source of this 1628-nucleotide messenger RNA. Its product is annotated as SET domain-containing protein SmydA-8-like. Gene Ontology annotation, molecular function: protein binding. The record is from RefSeq and is a predicted model, not a curated record. NCBI's taxonomy places the organism in Eukaryota, Metazoa, Arthropoda, Insecta, Hemiptera, Aphididae. The transcript has 3 exons. The coding region runs from base 97 to 1491 and encodes 464 amino acids.